Messenger RNA from Pocillopora meandrina, 6574 nucleotides. NCBI's taxonomy places the organism in Eukaryota, Metazoa, Cnidaria, Anthozoa, Scleractinia, Pocilloporidae. The record is from the annotation of a GenBank genome assembly.
CAAAACGAAACUCUAAGUUUAUCAUGGCGUACAAAUUCGGGAUCCGUUCAUCUCUGACCUUGCUUGGUCUGCAAACAAGCAAGCAACAUUUAGGAAUCGCGAGAAAAGGUUUAAUUCGCAUGCAGCAAACGCGCGCUGCAAUGGAAAACGUCGACACGAAAUCAUACGACCAAAUUCCAGGGCCGAAGGGCCUGCCACUAGUUGGAACACUUUUUGACUACGUUCGAAAUAAGGGUCACACAAGAGUGCAUGAAAUUCAGGCCGAGCGAGUUCAAGAAUAUGGAGAGAUUUAUCGGGAGAAACUCCUUGGUCUGGAUACUGUAACCAUCUCCAACGCUGACGAUGUUCAGUAUUUGUUUCGAAACGAAGGAAAAUACCCCCAAAGGGAACCUCAGUUUCCUCUAUGGAUGAAAUAUAAAGAAGAACGGAAACAGGCCCACGGAGUGUUCAGCUUGUAAGUUCACUUUUCUGUUUAAGGAUAUGGUCCUCUGAGUCUUAAAUUUGCAAGAGUUUCAUGCUUCCAAUUUUUCCUCAUAGCAUCACUGCUGAAUCAAACAUUUAGUUAGAGGUUCAUGAGAAGAAGCUCUUAUUUGUUACACAAAUUCUCCAUGUCAAAACCGUGAAAAUGUAUAGAGAACGGUAUGGAGAAUAUAAUACCUGAUGCGAGGGCAAGAAAGAAUUAUCAACCAUGGAGGCUUGGUUCUUCUAUCUUUACCCACUGUAGAGUGUCUAAACUCUUCCAUUUAAAGUCGAAAUUGACUGCAGUAUGGGUGGGGGUACUACAGAUCCCAGGGAUUGCCUGGAGAAACAUAGAUUUAGCUUAGAAGGGGCUGGGGCCCCUAUGAGCAGGUUUUCCUGGUGGAAGCUUCUUUUGAGGUCUCAGUGGACUAUUUUCCUGAGAAAAUUUAUGUUAGAUACUACAGUUUCCCCAGCCUCAUGGCCCUACUGUCUUUGUAAAGACUAAUGUCUCUGUUGGUACACUGCAUCCUUUUUUUUUGCUCCCAAUGCACUAAUUGGAAACAAUGGUCACAUCAGCUCAUCAGUAUCAGCGUAAGGUGUCUUAAUCAAAAAAUACCUGUUAAUUUAAUAGCUAUUCAUUCAAAUAACUAGCCACAAAAAUGGCAUAGAUUGUUAAGCAAUUACAUAAACUCAAAAUAUGUGUGUUUUUUGGCUAAAUCAACAGACAAAGAAGGACUCACUGCUCAUUUGUUUCCUUGAAAAAGCUUUCCAUGCCUUUUUUACCAAAGAAAAAAACUUGCUUGUUUCUUCAUGUGUGGCACAUAGUGGAAUGAUGGCUGCAUAUUAUCCUGAAUUUCAUUGUUUUGAGAAUUCUCUCUCUUUGUUGUUCAAAUUUUUGAAAUUGUGUAGAGAUGCUAGUGAUUUAUGAAAUAAACUUCAUUUAGGGCACCUGCAGUAGUGGCAUUUGAGAUAUGUUACAUAGGUUUGGAUAGAUAUUUUCAUAAAGACAGAGUACUGUACAGUCAUAAACUCAUUAUGCUGAGUCUUAUUCAUGCAACAAGCAUCAAUAUUGUCAUACAAUGAUUAUGGACAACAGAUAUGAUACAUUUAAUUCAUUGAUGACUUAAGAGAUGCAUUAGGUUGAAAGUUGUUAGUCUUAGCCCUCUGCAUGGGUCAUCAUUACCUAUGCUGCCUCUCUACUGACACAGGCUUUCAGACAGUAUGCUGGGAGGGACUUGGGGUGAGAAAAGAGGGCCAACUUCCGAAGAGUGAAGAAUUUCUGCCUAUUGCAUACUUCAUGCCACAGGAAAUUGAAUGAAUCCUCUCAGCAAAGCCAUUUAACAUCAUCAGUUACAUUUCUCUAUUGGUAUUUGUAAGGGUCAUCAUGAUUUAGCCCUUUGGCCCCAUGAGAGUGACUAAUAUCUAAUUUCUCCUCACAAUAUCACCUCUAAGUCACACAUUAAGGUCACAGGAAUAAAGAAAAUGAUCACCAACUUAAGACACUCUUGAUUGUUACACAAAUUCUCCUUGUCAGCACUUUAGGAAAUGUACAGAGAACAGUAUGGAGAGAGUGUGUCCUGGUGUUAAGAGUGUUAAGGAUUUAAGAAAAUCUUGACUGAGUCAUAUCGGGUUUUUGUAUGUUGUAAAUUUUGCUUUUUAAAUGUAAUUUCAGUCUUCUUAAAAAUUAACACAUUAUAUUAAGACUUUAGCCACAACUUAGUCAUAAGAUUUUGGUAAAUGGGUGUUGAGGAUGUAGCAUAAUGUUGCUAUGAUGAAUUAGUCUUGUUACAGCCAGACACAAACUUUACCCCCAGUUAAGGCUCAUAUCCAUAUCUCUGGAAGCAGAGUCUAGCACACUUUGCUUUAAAUUAGUGCACCUCAUCUAUUGAUCAGAAACUAUGGUAACCAUAAUUAUUGAAAGUAUUUAUUGCCUAUUUGUGCUAAAACCAGAUUUUUUUGUUCUGGUACCUUAAAUAUGUACAGCAGAUGGUUUAUGGGGGUGUUUUUAGAGUUAUUGAUGCCAUAAUGGCACCACACUUACUAAUACCUGCAAUAAAUCAUUGAUGGAACACUAAAAAUUUAUCUUCUCGUCCAUACACAAAUAGUAAAUUUCAGUCAUUAUUAAAACAUUAAUAAUUUUUUUUUGGUGAGGCAGACAAGGAGAGGAUUGGUUUAAAGUUCGUCGAGUGUUGAACAUGAAAAUGCUGAAACCUAAAGUUGUUGGUGAAUACUCAAAACCACUAAAUGAUGUCAUAUCUGACCUGUUACAUCGGACUAAACAGACACGUGAUAGUGAUGGUGGCAUUCCAGACAUUCAACAGGAACUCUUCAAAUGGUCUUUGGAAUGUGAGUGUUAAUGAAAAAAUAUUUGCAAAGUUUAUCCUCUGCUUUACAAAGUAUUAGAUUUCUCGAAGGUGGCGGUCUGGUCAAAGAAAAAAAAAACAGGUAAAGCAAGUGCGUCUAGUGCGCAGUUUAAAUUCGCUCCAAAAGUUCAGUAAAUGAACAAUUGGUUCAAGCGUCGGUAUGCGUUUAUUGAGGUAUGAAGCACGCGGAAAGAUUGGAAAGCACGAAGAAUGCGUGACAGUUCCUCGAGAUGGAGCCGUGAGCACCUUUAACUUCUUGCGUGCUCUCUAGACUUUACAACUGCUUCAUGUGUCGAUGAAGUCACAGCUAACGCCCAACUUUAACUUGAAAACGUUGAAAAACCAAGAUCCUUAGAUUUAAACAUGGAUUGUGACUUGCUGACUCGGUAUUAAAAUUGAAAAUAAUGUCAACGAGAUGUCGUGUUCUUUCAUACUGCAGCGGUUGGCGCGGUCCUUUUUGAAACAAGAUUUGGCACCUUUGGCAAAUCGCCGUCACCAGAAGCUGCCAAGUUUAUUGAAGCAGUGGGUAAAAUGUUCAAUCUGAUUCUGAAGGUAUAUGUUAUACCUCUUUGGAUUGACAAAUUCUACAGACCAAAGAGCUUUCGAGAAUUUUACGACUGCAUGGAUGUGAUGUACGACUUUGGCAACAGCUGUAUCGAAAACAAGUUGAGCGAAAUUCGCAGAAGACUGGAAAAUGGAGAAGAACAGGAUGAAGAUGCAGCGGAGUUUUUGAGUUUUCUGAUCAGCAGAGAUGACAUCAGUUCCACAGAAAUAACUGCAAACUUGGUGGAGAUAUUGAUGGCUGCUGUGGAAACGGUAUGGAAUAAUAAUCGCCAUGUUUUAAACAAGAAGUAGAUUGGUACGAAAAUCUUGAAUUAAUUGGAUUUUACAUGCAUGAGCGAUCAUACCUGACCGUAAAGAGCUCUGUUGGAAUUCCCCUCCCGUCUUAGGAGAACGCCAUGGAGACAUUGAGUAGAGAUAACAUCAAAUUACCUUAAUAUAUCUACAAAGAAACGUUUGACAUGAAUUGGACGAAUUAUACAAGUAUCUGUCAGAUUAAUUCAACAAGGGGCGCCCGUGACUGGAAAACCAGAACGCGAACUUUAAUUGAAUAAUUAAACUUAUUUUUUUGUGAUCCCCAGACGUCAAACACAAGCCUGUGGACUUUAUAUCUGCUUGCCCGAAAUCCUUCUGUACAAAAGCAGCUUCAUGAAGAGGUUAGCGCAGUUCUUCAACCAGGUGAACUAGCAACUCCUACAACUUUACAAAAAAUGCCUUUUCUUAGAGGAUGCGUCAAGGAAACCUUAAGGUACUGUGGCAAUUUAUUUCAGUUUUAUGCUGUGUGUUGCUAUGCUAACAGAUACACCGGCAAAAACUGCAACUGUAAUAUUUUUGUAUUCGUGAAAAUCUUUCUUACGGUUGGAUAUUGACUCGACAACCUUUAUACUUUCCAAACUGACCCUAGCUUUUUUCCUGAUACGAGGAUUAUUAUUUGCAGCGAUGAAUUGAUAUCUUCUACUUUUUAUAAAAUGGCAACUGCUUUGAUGUAAAUUUAUCCAGGCUUUAUCCAGUCGCUACGGAAAACGCUCGCAUGCUUCAGGAAGACAUCGUCAUUCAGGGCUACCGCAUACCACCAAACGUGAGUCAAUACCACUGCUACAAGGAAUAUAACUAAGAAGUGGUGUGUUUUGUGGUGUUUAAAAUAAACAAAAUCGUUCGACUCUUUGAACAUUGUAAUAUUAGGAGAAAAUUGAAGUCAUCAGGUUUCCGCGAUUUCUUUCUUCAGAAUUUUUUUACUAACUUUUCAGCCACGGUUUUUUAAUGGAUCAUCCAGUGUAUAAAGUUUAAACGAAAAUUUCGAGUAGUUCUGUUAAAGUUGAUAAGCUGGGUCAUUGAACUGACGUGGUGGCCGCAAAUUGUCUUGUUUACCACUCCUGUGCGGUCUUUGAUUCGCUCAAUCUUCUAUUUUAUUUUGGGUAAAAAACAGACGAUGAUACGUGUUCCACUGUAUGCAAUGGGUCGUGAUCCAGCACUGUUUGAUGAUCCUUUGGAGUACAAACCUGACCGGUGGCUGAGGGAUGACACGAGCAAGUCCCAUUAUCAUGCGUUCGCCUCGCAACCUUUUGGAUUUGGCACCAGGAUGUGCCUUGGUAAGAAAGAGGAGCUUUGAACUGGGAGUUCUUAAGUAACAGUCUCAUUUGGAAAUUAGGAGCAUAUCAGGUUUUGUAUUGUUAAUUGUGACUUUUUCAUUCCGGGGAGAAGAUUUGCGGGGGGGUGUGGGGGGGGAUUUCUAUAUCUACCCCCUCGAAGCAGUAGCGUGCAUGAUAACCAGCAAAAUGUAUUUCUAUUCCUCAUUCCAUAAUAUUUGCGAGAGUGUUACUGAUACAUGUAAGAGUGUAGAUCGCGAAAUUUCAGUUUUGAUGUAUUAAACGCUGUUUUUUGUUAAAAAUCGUUGGAAAACAUAAUUUACAUUUAUAUGAAGUGUGUCUGGUCAUAGACCCCUGUAAUAUUAACAGUAUACGAAGUUCAUUCAAAACAUCUAGUCCCUUCACUGUUCGAGGAAAUUUAGAUCUUUCCUUUAUCAAAUCGCUUAUCAGCGAAUUUCCAAAGAAAAGAGCUUCCCAAGUUACACUCUACAGGCUUUUUUUUAGGAAAAUCAACUUCCUUUCUAAACAAGAGUACUAGCCAUUUUCUGAGGUGAUACCAAUGAAUUGGUUGAGCGCGAUCUUGAGGAUUUUUUAUUUGUAAUGCAUUUAAAUUUUUUCCUGAGCAUUUUUUGUCUUACUAGGUCGCCGUGUGGCAGAACUGGAAAUGCAUCUUCUUUUAUCUCGGGUAAGAUUUUUAAACCUGACAGUCGAUUUUCUUCUUUGGUAUUUAAUACGCCUUUUCUUAUUGUUUGUAUUUUUUUUUGUGGUGUUCUUGGGUCUCUAUGAACACGAGUAAAGGCAAUUUUUUGGCUUUGUAUCUGUAUAAAAAAAUACCUUCCUAUCUUGAAUGUUUCCUAAAAAUCUGACAAACAAAAACAACUGAUCAGUGCGGUUUUUUUUUAUGUUGAUGGACCGAAACCGGUUGUAAAAUUUGUUUGUAGAACGCUUGAAAUAAUUACCUAUUUGUUAGCAGACAUGUGACAGAGCAACGCUCAAUGACUUUUUGCAACACGUUAUCAAAGUUAUUUUGGUUUUAUCCUCUUCUAAUUACAUUGUGCAUUAUUUACUUUGUUCCAUCAGGUGUCGCAGAACUUCUGGCUUGAGUCGCUUAAUGAAGUGAAACCAAGGAUCACUGCGCUUCUUGUCCCGGACGGAGAAGUCAAAUUGAGAUUUAUUGACCGCUGAUAUCAAACGGACCUUAAAUGCAAUAUACCAGCACAUCUGUUGCGUUUGAAUUGAAACCUCAAUUUCAUCUGAUAAUUAGAGAUAAAAUCUGAAAAUUAAGGCCACUGUUUAGGUGGUCUUGAUUAGUUGGCGUAAUCUGCGUAAUCAAGUGAAUCGAAUGGACGUUUUCGAUUUCUUCGAAUUUAAAAAGUCUUAUUCAAGUGAAUCGAAUGGACGUUUGAUCGAAAAUUUUAAUUGAUUUGUGAGUAUGCAGGUUUUUUUUUUUUGAUUUGCUGGCUCUAUGAGUCACUUUUCAUAUUGCGCUGCACAUGAUUCAAGUACAGAACAAAGAGAGAGUUAAAAUUUACCUUAAAAAUCAUCUCUAAUCUAUAAAAACAUUCGCUCUCAGAACUUUAUUAGAAAUAUUCCUCAGUGCUUGCU